Molecule: messenger RNA, 2238 nt
Organism: Colletotrichum phormii
Lineage: Eukaryota; Fungi; Ascomycota; Sordariomycetes; Glomerellales; Glomerellaceae
Exons: 3
Coding region: 1-2238 (745 amino acids)
Source: RefSeq, a predicted model, not a curated record
AUGGCUGCCGCCGCUCAAGCUCCCCAACAGUGGGUCGCGCCGACAGGAGAAAAAGCGUAUCCCACGAUUCAGGUGAUCCUCGGGUGUGCCCCAGAGGACGGGAACGCGGAUCUAGCGUACAAGAUUUUGGGCCUACACAGCAGAACAGCCGCUGCACCAGUAACCAGACCGCCAGCCCACGAGUUCGUGGCUUGGUGCAACCGUUUGAUCAAGAAAGUAUGCCAAGAGGGGAUGAUGGCAGACCCGGGGUCCGUCGCCAACCGGCGGUACCUCGAGGCCGGCAGACGGGUCCGGUCGGCCAUCCGAACCAUUGCUGGGAUCCGACGGCCAGGACACGAGGAAUGGCAGCCUUUUCGAUAUACGCGGAUUAGCCACUGGGGGCCCAACGGCACUUGUGACGAUGCGCCUGUCGAUUUGACGAUUGCCAACUGGGAUCAGCAUGUGCCUACUCCUGCGACUUACCAGGUUUUUCAGGCGACGUAUGGGUCUGAUAGGCAGGCGGACAAGGAUAAGCGGAAGCAGGAUCAUCGGAUGAUGGGGAAGACGUGGAUGGCGACGAGGAAUAUGCUUCGGGACGCAAGAGAGCGGGAGGCGGAGGAGUGGAUGGAUCUUGAGGCUUGUUAUGGGUUUCGGGCCAGGCCGGUUUUCAGGUUCACGGGCAAUGAUCCUGACUAUUGGGACGCUGACUUGGAGGAAGAGGAUAGCAGGGAAGAAAGUAGUGAGGAGCAGGAAGAAGACGACGAGGAGCUGGAAGAAAAUGACGAGGCGCAGGAAAACGACGACGAGGAGCCAGAGGAGAACAACGAUACGCAGGGCAAGGGCAGAAGUCCGAAGGGAAAGGGUAAAGAUCCACUGUUGUACGGCGUUGAUCGGGAUGAGGAAGACAGCGAGGAGGAGCCCAUUGAGAAGCCUCUCCCCUAUACCUUCUUCGCGAGCCCUGUACCGAAGGGCGAGGAUAGUUUGUGGUAUUCUCUCUCUCUCCUUGUUCAUAACCGGUAUGAUCUCGCAAAGAAAAUCAAGUUUAGGAUGGCCAACUGGUUUCAUUACCAGCUGUCGAACCCCGGCUCACGCCGCUUCCGGAUGUAUUGUCAACUCCUCGUGGACUCGGGUGCAUCUGUGUCCAGUGACGACAUCGAGGACUGGGGCCCUCAAGACCUUAUACGUUGCCUCAACAGGAACGAUCGGGACGCUGGCCAACCUAAAGGGCCCGGGUAUCACGAGAUGCUCUAUCUCAUCGCGGAUUUCUUCGGGACCGAGGUGAUCACUUUCACUCGUCCCGACGAACCCCGCGAGCCGUGGUCUCGUCCAGGGACUCCGGUCACAGUGGUGCCAGAGCCGCGCUAUGGGGAGGGUAGCCCGUCGGAACUGCUUACCUCGUGGUCUUCCAGUCCCGAGGCCUCUCCAGAGCGAGACGGACAGGCAGGUCCUUCUGGUGCCCAGCCCAACAGCGAGGGAGUUGCGCCGGGGAAGACAUCCAACGAAGAGGGGUUUGUCCUAGACCCCAAGAACCAAAAGAGAGAGCAGAUUCUCCUCGUCACUGACUCCAAACUAAGUUACUUCCAGCCUGUCACGCGUGUAAGUCCCGACCUAGAUGGAGCGACAAAAGGCGGUCGUUACAUCGGAACGAGUCCCUACCAAGUCUGGGAACGCUGGCCGCCGAUGCCGUGGUGGCCGGGGGCUAAAUACAACAAGAGCAGUAAGAAGUGGGUGGGCGACUGGUCCAGGACUCUUGGGCGUGAGAGCCUCACCGAAGCGGAGCGGUUGGUGAUGAAGCCAACAUAUAUCUGCAGAGGUGUUGAGGACCUUGCAAGCGGGAGGACGAUUCAGGGUCGGUACUUCGAAGCGGAGCCACCGCGUGAUAACCCGCAGAAUCAGUCAUACUAUGACCAGCUGCUCACCUACGAAGCCGACACGGAUACAGACAGGUAUGGGUACGAAUAUCCCACCCUAGCCGUCAGGAAAACCUGGACGACCGAGAAUGCCCUAGCCGGCCAGGCGGACUCGCCGCUUGUUCGGGAACAGUGGAGGGCCCGAACGGGUGGGACCGAAGAGCAGACGUACCGGUCCAAGGCGCACUCUGAGAGCCGGAAGCGUACGCGCGAGGAGUACGCUGAGAACGAGGGGCUAGGGUAUGACGAAGAUUAUGGGUGGUUGAGGAUCGAGGCGACGGAGAAGGAGAACAAGGUGAGGGCUUGGUAUGAUAAUUCUAAAAAGAGGAGGAAGGGCAUGUAUUACUGA